UUUUCUCUCUCUCUCUCUCUCUCUCUCUCUCCGGUGAUUCUCACCGUAACCCUAAAGUUCCCGGAGAAGCUUUGAAGUUUUUCCGGUGAGUUUUGAAGUUAUGAAAUGUUGAAACUUUGUUGAAGUAACUGUCUUUUUUUUUUCUCUAAAGUUCUCUUCUUUUAACUCAUUUCUCCACUUUUCUGCUUCAAAUAACUAUCAAACAGUGAGUUUAGCUUGUUUUAAGCUAAAUUUCACAUGGGUUGGUAGAAAUUUUUCCUUUGGUUUCUGAAGUUUGUUGAGAAGCAAACAAUGGGAACAAUGCUGAAGAAGAAAAGCUUGUUUUUUGUAUUUACAUUUCUGGUACUAGCUCCGGUUUUCUCAAGAUCUCUGAACCCAUCUUUGAACGACGAUGUCUUGGGGCUGAUAGUGUUUAAAGCGGACAUUCAAGAUCCAAACUUGAAGCUUGCAUCUUGGAAUGAAGAUGAUGACAGUCCCUGCAACUGGGUCGGUGUCAAGUGCAACCCAAGAUCCAACCGGGUCGUUGAGCUCACUCUUGACGGGUUCUCACUUUCAGGUCGGAUUGGUCGUGGCCUUUUACAGCUUCAAUUUCUCAGAAAGCUCUCACUUUCAAGUAACAAUCUUACUGGAAACAUUAGCCCUAAUCUUGCAAAGCUUCAAAAUCUAAGAACUGUUGAUUUAAGCCACAAUAGUUUAUCUGGGUCUAUUCCUGAUGACUUUUUUAAACAAUGUGGGUCAUUGAGAACAAUAUCUUUGGCUAAAAAUAAGUUUUCAGGCAAGAUACCAAGUAGUUUGAGUUUAUGUUCAACCCUUGCCGCUAUUGACUUGUCUUCUAAUCAGUUUUCUGGGGUUUUCCCUUCUGGGAUUUGGGGUUUGAAUGCUUUAAGGUCGCUUGAUUUGUCAGAUAAUUUAUUAGAGGGUGAGAUUCCAAAAGGGGUUGAAAGUUUGAACAAUUUGAGAGGGAUUAACUUAAGUAAAAAUAGGUUUUCUGGUUUUGUUCCAGAUGGAAUUGGGAGUUGUUUGCUGUUGAGGGCUAUUGAUUUUAGUGAGAAUUCGUUUUCUGGGAAUCUUCCUGAGACAAUGCAGAAGCUUAGCUUGUGUAAUUUUAUGAAUUUCAGGAAGAAUUUGUUGUCUGGUGAGGUUCCUACGUGGGUUGGAGAAAUGAAGAGCCUUGAGACUUUGGAUCUUUCAGGGAAUAAGUUUUCCGGUGAAGUACCCGUUUCAAUAGGGAAUCUCCAGUCGUUGAAGGUGUUAAAUUUUUCUGCAAAUGAGUUAACUGGGAGCUUGCCUGAAUCUAUAGCAAAUUGUGUAAACCUUGUGGCCUUAGAUUUUAGCCAGAAUUUGAUUAAGGGUGCUCUACCUCAAUGGAUUUUUAAAUUGGGUUCUAAAGAAGUUUCUCUCUCGGUGGAUAAAAUUGGUGGAAGGAUGGAUGGUCCUUUAACUUCACCAAAAGGGAGCUCAUUUGAAAGGCUACAAGUUUUGGAUUUAUCACAUAAUGGGUUUUCUGGCGAAAUUGCUUCUGGCAUUGGGGCUUUAAGCAGCCUGCAGCUGUUGAAUCUGUCAAAGAACUCACUUGCUGGUCCUAUCCCAGUGACUAUCGGAGAGCUAAAGGCCCUGGGUGUCCUUGAUUUGAGUGAGAAUUGGUUGAACGGAACUGUUCCCGUGGAAAUAGGUGGAGCUUAUUCUCUGAAGGAAUUGAGACUGGGGGGGAACUUCCUAGUUGGGAAAAUCCCAACUACAAUUGAAAACUGUUCGGCACUCACAUCUCUGGUACUAUCGAAGAACAACCUGACUGGCCCAAUACCAGCAGCAAUAGCAAAACUUGCAAAUCUACAAAAUGUGGAUUUGUCCUUUAACAGCCUCAGUGGAAGCCUCCCCAAACAGUUGGCUAAUCUCGUUCAUCUUUUAUCUUUCAACAUUUCGAAGAACCAUCUACAAGGUGAACUACCUGCUGGUGUGUUUUUUAACACCAUAACACCUUCCUCUGUCUCUGGAAAUCCAUCUCUUUGUGGUUCUGCAGUCAAUAAGUCUUGCCCUGCAGUCCUUCCCAAACCUAUUGUUCUUAAUCCGAACUCUUCCUCUGACGCCACACCUGAUUCAGUAGCUCCAAAUAUGGGUCACAAAAGAAUUAUCCUCAGCAUAUCUGCUCUCAUUGCUAUUGGUGCAGCUGCUGUCAUUGUCAUUGGUGUGAUUGCCAUCACUGUCCUCAAUCUCCGUGUUCGCUCAUCAACAUCUCGAUCUGCAGCAGCCCUCACAUUAUCUGCUGGGGAUGACUUUAGUCAUUCCCCCACCACGGAUGCCAACUCUGGCAAGCUUGUCAUGUUUUCAGGGGAGCCCGACUUCAGUACAGGAGCACAUGCUCUUCUCAAUAAGGAUUGUGAGCUUGGGCGUGGUGGGUUUGGAGCUGUCUACAGAACAGUCUUACGAGAUGGGCGUGCAGUUGCAAUAAAAAAGCUCACUGUCUCAAGUCUUGUCAAGUCCCAAGAUGAUUUUGAAAGAGAAGUUAAGAAACUGGCGAAAGUCAGGCACCCUAAUCUUGUGGCUCUCGAUGGUUAUUAUUGGACUCAAUCGUUACAGCUCCUCAUAUAUGAAUUUGUCUCUGGUGGAAGUUUGUAUAAGCAUCUCCAUGAGGGAUCAGGUGGAAAUUUCCUUACAUGGAAUGAGAGGUUCAAUAUAAUUCUAGGGACUGCAAAAAGCCUGGCUCGCUUGCAUCAGUCAAACAUUAUUCACUACAAUAUAAAAUCAAGUAAUGUCCUGAUAGAUAGCUCAGGUGAGCCUAAAGUUGGAGAUUAUGGCUUAGCAAGGUUGUUGCCAAUGCUAGACAGAUAUGUUUUAAGCAGCAAGAUCCAGAGUGCACUUGGCUACAUGGCACCUGAAUUUGCCUGCAGAACAGUGAAGAUCACAGAGAAAUGUGAUGUGUAUGGUUUCGGUGUCUUAGUUCUGGAGGUUGUUAGUGGGAAGAGGCCUGUGGAGUAUAUGGAAGACGAUGUGGUGGUGCUUUGUGACAUGGUAAGAGGAGCACUGGAAGAAGGCAGAGUAGAGGAAUGUGUUGAUGCAAGGUUGCAGGGAAAGUUCCCAGCAGAGGAGGCAAUUCCAGUAAUGAAAUUAGGUUUGAUAUGCACAUCACAAGUGCCAUCUAAUCGACCAGACAUGGGAGAGGUAGUUAAUAUAUUGGAACUGAUCAGAUGCCCUUCAGAAGGCCAAGAGGAAUUGGGAUGAAUUAUCUACUUAAUAUUUCAAUAAAUUAAGAGAAGGGAUUUAUUAAUGGCUUGUCCGGCGAAGAGGAAUCCGGUUUGUUCAUUAGAUUAGAGAGAAGAAGACUGAUUGUUGUAAUUUUUUUGCCUGUGUUGUUGUAUUGUUUCUUCUCUUGCUUGUUUCCAUUUUAAUGUUUGUAAUUCUUCUCUGUGUUAUAGUUAGGUUACCGGAUUCCUUUUCACCGGGUCCAAUUCAGGACCCUUUAUGAAUAUUGUUACCAAUUACAUA
Messenger RNA from Pistacia vera, 3483 nucleotides. RefSeq names its product probable LRR receptor-like serine/threonine-protein kinase IRK. Gene Ontology annotation, molecular function: ATP binding; protein kinase activity; protein binding. Bases 292 to 3219 code for a protein of 975 amino acids. The transcript is spliced from 2 exons. The record is from RefSeq and is a predicted model, not a curated record. Lineage: Eukaryota; Viridiplantae; Streptophyta; Magnoliopsida; Sapindales; Anacardiaceae. Gene Ontology annotation, biological process: protein phosphorylation.